AUGAGCCACGCCAGACCCCGCUAUGUCAUCGAACGCCCUGCGUACUCGGUCAGCCUCUUUGAUGAAGAGUUUGAGAAGAAAAGCAGAAGUUAUCCCGUCGGGGAAAAGUUGAAAAACCUUUUCAGAUGUUCAGCUUCCAGAUUCAAGCUCAUUCUCUUCAGCCUGUUCCCAAUACUUGUUUGGCUUCCCAAGUAUAAAAUCAAGGAGUACAUUUUGCCUGAUGUUCUCGGUGGGGUCAGUGCGGGGACAAUCCAAGUGCCACAAGGGAUGGCUUUUGCACUGCUGGCCAACCUGCCUCCUGUCAAUGGGCUCUACUCCUCCUUCUUCCCUUUGAUAACAUACCUCUUCCUUGGCGGUAUCCACCAGAUGGUCCCAGGUACUUUUGCAGUCAUCAGCAUUAUUGUUGGCAACGUCUGCCAUGAGCUGGCUCCAGAGUCUGACUUCCAGUACUUCAAUCACACUACUAAUGAGACCAGCGUGAAUACCACAGCCAUGGAAGCAGCCAGACUGGAGAUCUCUGCCACGCUAGCCUGCCUGACUGCCAUCAUACAACUGUGCCUGGGAUUCGUGCAGUUUGGCUUUGUUGCUAUCUACCUGUCAGAGUCUUUCAUCAGGGGUUUCAUGACAGCAGCAGGGCUGCAGAUCCUCAUCUCCGUGCUCAAGUACGUCUUCGGCUUGACAGUCCCGUCUUACACCGGGCCCUUAGCUAUCGUCUAUACAUUCAUUGAUAUUUGCAAAGGUCUGCCCAAAACCAACGUGGCCUCCCUGGUCUAUGCCUUGAUCAGUGCUGUGCUUCUGAUUGUUGUCAAGGAACUCAACCUGAAGUACAUGAAAAAGAUCCGGAUGCCCAUUCCCAUGGAGAUCAUCAUCGUAAUAGUUGCAACUGCAAUCUCUGGCAGCUUUAAGAUGCCUGAAAAGUACAAUAUGCCAGUGGUUGGGAAGAUCAGCAUGGGGUUCCCAGAGCCCACCCUGCCCCUGGUGAGCAAGUGGAAGGACAUGAUUGGCACAGCCUUCUCACUCGCCAUCGUGAGCUACGUGAUCAACCUGGCCAUGGGGAGGACGCUGGCAGCCAAGCAUGGCUAUGAUGUGGACCCCAACCAGGAAAUGCUGGCCCUGGGCUGCAGUAACUUCUUUGGAUCCUUCUUCAAAAUCCACGUCAUCUGCUGCGCUCUCUCAGUCACUCUGGCUGUGGACGGGGCAGGAGGCAAAUCACAAGUGGCAAGUUUCUUUGUGGCAUUGGUGGUUAUGGUGACCAUGCUUUCUCUAGGAAUUUAUCUUGAACCUCUUCCAAAGUCUGUCCUGGGAGCCCUCAUCGCUGUCAACCUGAAGAACUCCCUCAAGCAGCUGGCUGAUCCCUUCUACCUGUGGAAGAAGAGCAAGCUGGACUGCCUGGUCUGGCUGGUGAGCUUCCUGGCUGCCUUCUUCCUGAGCCUGCCCUACGGAGUCGCGGUGGGUGUGGGAUUUUCCGUGCUGGUUGUGGUUUUCCAUACCCAGUUCCGGAACGGUUCUGCACUCGGCCAAGUAACAUCCACAGACAUCUACAAGAACCCCAAAGCCUACAACAAGGUACACGAACUCAACGGCAUUAAAAUUGUGACCUACUGCUCGCCACUGUAUUUUGCCAACUCAGAGAUAUUCCGUGAGAAGAUUAUAGCCAAGACUGGAGUGGAUCCUGGGAAAGUGUACUUGGCCAGGAAGAAAUACGUGAAAUGGCAGGAGAAGGGGACAGCACAACCAUCAACAAAGCCACCAAAAUUCUUACUGAGGCAGAACAAGACCUUAUCCAUGCAAGAGCUCCAGAAAGACUUUGAAAGCACCUCUCCAACAGACACCAACAACAACCAGACGACUGCUAACGGCGCCAGCAUCUCUUACAUCACGUUCUACCCUCCUGCCAACGGCACCAGGCAGGUACACACCUCCAGCGAGCUGGGCAGCACCACCACUCUGCAAGGAAGCACCUUCAGGGAAAUGUCAGCUGCAGAUGUUGACCCCAUGGCCACGGCACCGCCCUAUGUCAGCUUCCACACCAUCAUCCUGGACAUGAGCGGGGUGUGCUUUGUUGACCUCAUGGGCACAAAAGCACUGGGCAAGCUGUGUUCCAGCUAUCAGAAGAUUGGCAUUAAAGUGUUCUUGGCAAACGUGCAUGCCCAGGUGUACAACGACAUCAGCACAGGUGGGGUUUUUGAAGAAGGAGGCCUGGACAGAAAACACAUCUUCCUGACCAUCCAUGAUGCUGUUUUGUUCGCACUGGCAGAUAUCAAAGAAGUCGUCCACCCACCCACCUUAGAAGAGAGGCCGAAUCAGACAGAGCUCUCCAUCUACGAUGAGUCCGUGGAUGAAAGCAGCUCGGAGUUCACAAACCUGGAGGAGGAGAUGUUUGGAAGCAUGUUCCAUUCAGAGACACAGACAGCGCUGUGAGCCUCGUGCUGAUAAACCCUCCUGGACAGCCUCCUCUCUCCCAUCCCAUCACGAAGAGCUGCACUCCUACCCAGGAAUACAAAGUGUUUGCAAAGCAAGAGGUCAUCACGCCUCUUGAACUGGUAAAUUUCUUCUCCCGCUCUGCUUCUGGUGCUCAGAGAAAUGGCCUCUGGAGCAGACAACAGAACACCACGGAGCAGGAACUCAGGAAAUGCCAUCCCAUUAAUCACAGAAGAGAAGCAAGCUCACCUGAUGGCAGGUGCCUCAGCGCAUGGGACAAUCAGUUGGUCUUGCCACGUGCUUGCCUUUGUCUCACACAGUCACAAUCUUCUGCCCACGGAGGCAUUACACAGUUUGGGAAACCCCCUUCUUUCUUUUCCUUCCUCCUUCUUUUCCCGAUGAAAUGAAAUUAAGCAAAUAUUGCGAGCCUCUCACGGCUUUGAAUCAUGAGCAAAAGCAGCUUUUGCAAGGUGCAGCCUGUAAGGUAAUGCUGUUUCAAAACGUGCACUGACUGUCGGGGUGCCUGCACUGCAGGUGCCAACCUUUGUGUUCCCCCACAUUUCUCCAUGCCCCUGCACUGCUCUCUGUGUGACCCAGAAACCACAGCCUCCAGUCAGUGCUGUGUUUCUCACACCCUGGUGCAGUAUCUCAGGUGGGCUAUUUUCCAGAUUAUAUUUUGACUUAUUAAUAGGGCUAGCUUGUAAUGGGGAGUAUGAAUUCCUUGUUACGGUGUGCUGCGUGUGCAUGCUGGUCUGCCUGCCCAGUAAGUCAGUAUGCGUUCAGAAGACCCAGGCUCCAGUUAAAAUCCCUCCUGAUAUUUUUAGGCAUCUUCCUUCUGUCUGAACAGAGCUGCAGAGAAGGUUUUUAGACUGUGCAUGUCGUGAAACCAUUAAUUCCAAGGGUGUUCUGCCUCCCUUUCCAUCUUGACUGCAGUACCUAAAUGAUACGUGGUACAUGGAUUAGUGCUUUGUGGAGAUACAUAUAUAUCUCUAUAUAUUUUUUUCCCCAAGUCAUUUUGACCACAAAAAGCAAAUGCAGGGACAGCGAGGAACCUCCUUCUUGUAAAGUCCUGGAUCCAGGGCAGCAAGAUGAAAACUUCAGCCCAUUUUGUAUCUGCAACUGGUACCAGCUGCGCUAUGGAGGGCUUCCAAUGACAAGCUCUCAUGGUCACUCAGGCAGCAAGGGAACGCUCUUUUUUAUAUGUGAUAUUUCUGUAACAAUUCUCUACUGCAUAUUUGAUGAUUUUCAUUACAGUUCAUCUCAGAUUGAUAAUACCAGGACCAUCUACCUCUCAGGCAAACAAGCCUGACGCUCUAACCCAGAGACAGACAGACGAGAUCUUAAUCAUUUCUAGAAAUCUGGCAUUCUUUUAUAUUUGAGUGAUGCUUAUAACAAGUGCUAUUUUAAUUUCCCUUUCUGACAUCUUCCCUUCUUACCCAGUGCUGAUAUUGUGACAGAAAUGACAAGAUAACAAUCUAAAGCCUGAAAAAACCUAAGCAGAAGCCAAGAGUUAAAGGGACCCUUCUUCAGUGAGUUUCAACCUCAAAUAUGGCUUUGAUGGAAGUAAGGCCAUAGAAAAUUUAGUAUGUCUUCAGUUGCAAUGAAUGCAGCUUUUUCUGUUUGAUUUUCAAAUCCUCCUACAAAGUAUUUCCAGCACUGGGAUAAAGAUAAGAGUGAACA
Lagopus muta (rock ptarmigan) is the source of this 4101-nucleotide messenger RNA. RefSeq names its product solute carrier family 26 member 9 (gene SLC26A9). The transcript is spliced from 20 exons. Gene Ontology annotation, molecular function: oxalate transmembrane transporter activity; sulfate transmembrane transporter activity; chloride transmembrane transporter activity. Lineage: Eukaryota; Metazoa; Chordata; Aves; Galliformes; Phasianidae. The record is from RefSeq and is a predicted model, not a curated record. The coding region runs from base 1 to 2421 and encodes 806 amino acids. Gene Ontology annotation, biological process: transmembrane transport. Gene Ontology annotation, cellular component: membrane.